AUACUUGACACCAUCUUCGCACGAUCCCUCUCCGUUUGGUCUCGGCCGGAUUGUGAUAUUGGCGAAACUGAAUCCCAUUGAUUCAAGUCUUGUAAGCCACAAAUAUAGGCGAAGGGUCAACAAGAGCAACAACUAGCGACUCCAUCUGCGAUGUCACAUUGGACGGCGAUUUUGCGAACGAGAUUCUUCAACGAAGUAAACAACUGAAAUACAAGCUCCCGAUCCUCGAUUCUUUACUCCCCCAGCAAGCCUACUUCUGCGACAAAAAACGUGCUUUCGCUGGACGAAAGUAUCGCAAACCAUCCUCGUCGCCAACACACCCAUUUCCACCCAAGAUGGGUAGGCUUAUCAAAAACCACUGGGCUCGCCUCAUAGUCCUCACAGCGUCAGUCUACCAAAUAGGUAGCGCAAUCGAAGCCUUCAUCUGGCCGAAAAUAUUUUGGGACACCUGGACAAAGAACCUCGACGGCGCCGUCAAACCAGUACCCGUCCUGCAAAUACUCAACCUCCUAAUGGGCCUGCUCGGCGUCGCAUGGGAAUGGCCAUUAAAGUAUUUCGCCGGCACAAUGCCGCACCGCAGCAUCGAAUUCCGCCUCUUACUCUAUCCCCUCAGCUCGAUUCUGGCGGCGCUUAUAUACCAAGGCACGAAUGCCGCUAUAUACUACCUCGUUGGGAUCGCGGUUUACUUCUGGGCGUAUAGUGAAGGCGAGGUUAUAUGUGCCGAGCCUUGGACGUUACCCAGGCGAAUACCUUCGAAAGUAUAGCAUUGCAUGAUAUUACGCGGCGUUUUGAUAUGGCUUUGGGACUGGUGCUCUGGUAGCGCUUCUUGCAUCUACAUCGACCUAACAUAUUUAGACAU
Messenger RNA from Aspergillus versicolor CBS 583.65, 859 nucleotides. RefSeq lists its product as uncharacterized. The transcript has 3 exons. The record is from RefSeq and is a predicted model, not a curated record. Bases 336 to 764 code for a protein of 142 amino acids. NCBI's taxonomy places the organism in Eukaryota, Fungi, Ascomycota, Eurotiomycetes, Eurotiales, Aspergillaceae.